Molecule: messenger RNA, 531 nt
Organism: Paramecium pentaurelia
Lineage: Eukaryota; Ciliophora; Oligohymenophorea; Peniculida; Parameciidae
Source: the annotation of a GenBank genome assembly
UAAUGAUUGCAGGACAGAUAAUUGAAUUCUUCUGGUUAAUAAUUAGUUUAGUAUUAUUUGGCUAUGCAAUAUUGUCAAAAUUUAGAUGGAAUGAGAAUAUACAUUAGAAUCCAAAGAUUAGAAUGAAUAGCUAUAAAUCAUAGAAUUUACCAAGAAAUUAAUUUGUUAUUGAAGGUAAAUAUGAUUUAUUUUUUAGAGGCUGAAGAACACUAGUAAUGUAAAAGUGAAGAGGAUCUUCCAUAAUAAUAAUAAUAACAAGAGGUAAUCAAUUGAAGUGAGUAAUUUAAGAAUUAAUCAAUAGCAUAAAUUAUAAGACCGAAAGUUAAUUAUAUGAUUAACAUUCAUUUCUUAUUAUUAUCAGUAGCCAUAAUAAAUAUAAUAAAUGGAGGAGAUAAUAUAUUUUUGUUAAUAAUGGUAAUCUUAUAUUUGAUAAGUACAAUUGUGAUAGUGGCUAAAUUAAAAAUGAAAUGGUUAUUUAUUCCUUAAAUAAUGAUUUUGGCUAUGAUGAUAAACUACUUGAUAGUUAUAUGA